Messenger RNA from Lagopus leucura (white-tailed ptarmigan), 3971 nucleotides. RefSeq names its product chromosome unknown C21orf91 homolog (gene CUNH21orf91). The record is from RefSeq and is a predicted model, not a curated record. Bases 91 to 972 code for a protein of 293 amino acids. Lineage: Eukaryota; Metazoa; Chordata; Aves; Galliformes; Phasianidae. The transcript has 5 exons.
GCUGGCGCUGAGCUCCGGCUGCGCUCUUCGGCGAACAAUAGUGGAGUGUGGCGCGGGGCGGUUGGCAGUGCAGCACGGCGAGGGAGCACGAUGAACGAGGAGCAGUUCGUCAACAUCGACCUGGACGAUGACAACGUGUGCAGCGUCUGCAAGCUGGGCACCGAGAAGGAGACGCUCUCGUUUUGCCACAUCUGUUUCGAGCUGAACAUCGAAGGAGUACCAAAGUCAGAUCUUCUACAUACAAGAUCUUUAAGGGGACACAGAGACUGCUUUGAAAAAUUCCAUUUAAUUGCAAAUCAGGACUGCCCACGUUCAAAGCUCUCUAGAAGCCCCUACGCAGAAGUAAAAAGUAUCUUGAGCAAAAAAAUUAACUGGAUCAUACAGUAUGCACAAAACAAGGAUAUAGACUCUGAUACCGAAAGCUCAAAAACAUCCCAACACCCACUUUUUAGCUUGAGACAUCAGACUGAUAGAAAAUUGCUCCCACAGUUUGACUCUCCAGUACCUAGAUACUCGGCAAAAUGGAUAGAUGGAAAUUCUGGAAGCAUCUCAAACUGCUCACAAAGUCUGUUAGAACAAAGCGAACCCACUGAUUUCAGACUUGGUAUGUUACAAGAAACAGGUGCUACGUUCUGUUGCAGCAGUGUCUUGUGGUCUAAUCGCAGCCAAGCCCAGAAAACUGAAAAAGCUGAAAGUGAUUCACUCACCAGUGUUCACAGAAGGCAUCCUCAUUACAGCAGGGAAGAAUUGAAUGGGAUGACUCCUGGAGAGUUAAAGCAGCUGACUGAAAAACUGCUCAAGCAAAUCCAGGAUGUGUUUGAGGAACUGACGCAGCAAGUCCAAGAAAAGGAUUCUCUGGCUUCAGAACUGAAUGUCCGUCAUAUUGCUAUAGAGCAGCUGCUGAAGAACUGCUCCAAAUUGCCAUGUCUACAAAUGGGACGUGCGGGAAUGAAAUCAAAUGUCCCCAUAUGAUGGGGAUACAGCUCAUAUCCCCUAUAGAGCUGACUUUCCCUGGUGGCUUUGGUAACCGUUAAAUACAGCUGCACAGAUAUUUAGAAGCUUUUGAGGCAAACUCAGGCAGCUUGCUCUUUGCAUUCCUAAUCCAUAUAAAGUCUUCUUCCACUUGGGUUUUAAGAAAACAGGCAAAUAUUGUAGGUAUUUAAACCUAUUAUAAUGGGGUUUAUUCCCAUUCUGGUUUGUUUUUGCCCAUAAUGAUGCAUGAACCUUGAACCAAAUUUUGUGUUCUGUUGAUAAUGAAAUUGUUUCUAACAAAGAACGACCUGAACCUGCCCAUUCCAUACAGAAGUAAAUCUGCCUACUUCAUACAAAGGAGGAACAAAAAACUGAGUUUUGAUCAGAUUUGAUCAUGUUACAUCAAAGAGAGCUUUAACAGGAGAACAGUAUUAAUGAAACUCAUGUCUUAUUUAUUAUGAGCAAUAUUUUAUUAUUGAGAUUUUGUACUAAAUAAUGCUAUUUUAGAUACUUUUCCAAAUCUCUUUAUAAAAUUUCUGAACUACUCUGUGUAAAGUUUAUGCCUUGUGUAUGUUUAUCCUUUUUCAGGUCUGUAUCUUUCAUGAUACAAUGUUUAAGAGGAAAAAAAAAAACAACCCCAAACCUUAUUUCCCAAAGAGGUGAAUUUCACUUAUUUAAAAAAAAAAAAAAAAGUGGUGGUGCAUCACCUAUUUUUAUCAAAUUUAUAACUGAAAAAUUUGUUUCAUGAGAUGUUUAAAAAAAAAAAAAAAAAAAAAAAGGAAAAGCACAGCACUUCAUAAUACAAUCCAUACUUAGGAUUUAAUGCAUAGAAGUUGUUUUGUAUGUGUGAAAUUUUCAAUGCUGAAAAAGAUGACUUCAAGAAACUAAAUAAAUUUGUAAUACUGCAUUAUUCUCGUGGCUUUUUUUUUAUGAAUUUGUAUCGGUGAUGUUUGUAUUUCAGAAUGAGAGCACCAGUAGUGGCACAUUGUGAAACAGAAUAGUCUGCUUUUUUUAGAACUUGUAUUGGUCAGUCAUACUAAAAAAUUCUUGUUACUAUUUAUUGAAAUAACUGUAGAGCUACAUUUACAUAACUGAAGGUGACAGGUUUGCACUGGAAGAGUAGGGGAUAGUGGGAGAAGCAUUAUUCUCCCCAAAGUUCAUCUGUGUGCUCUCUGUUUUUAAUCCCUUAAAGUAAAAAGUUACACAGAAUGACUAGCAAGAGGAAAGAUUUAGGUUUGUUUUUAAAGUAGGACUGCAAAUUAGCUGAAGUUCAGUUUUUUCAUUAUCCUGAACACCUGAACAACCUGACAUCUGAACCACGUAGAACAGAUAUUUAUUUAUCUAUCAGAAUGUAGUUGUUUAAAAGGCAUUCUGAGCAGUGUGAGAGUGUGCUUUCAAGUAAAACUGAGUUUAUAAGUAAAUGUACAGUAGGUAAUCCCUGGUUUUUGGCUGUCAGAAGAUGUAUUAAUAAAUAUAAGUAUGGAGAUUAAUCCAAUAUGAAAAUAACUGCAGAUCAUAGGAUCAUAGAAUUACUCAGGUUGGAAAAGACCUUAAAGAUCAUCCAGUCCAACCACGACCUAAUCAUACUACCUUAGUUACCAUACUAACUCUAACAACCCUCCACUAAUUCAUGUCCCUGAGCACCACAUCCAAAUGGUUUUUAACACAUCCAGGGAUGGUGACUCAACCACCUCCCUGGGGAUCCUAUUCCAGUGUUUAAAGAGCCUAUUCCAAUGCAUAUUAUAAGGUGAGAGGAGAAAUGUCAUCAUUACUUAUAUCUGUGAAAAUGAUCAUCGUUCAGCCUAUAGUAGACUGCAUCUAGAAGUCUCCAGCUAUCUGAUUAGACUGAUGAGAAAUUUCAGUUCAUGGGAUAGUGAGGUGUUCUGAAAGAAUUAGUUUGUGUUUCUGCUCUUGUUUUUGCCUCUGUGGGAAUUAGAAAUACAGCAUCUACAUUUAAGUCAUCCUUCCUAAUACCUUUCUAUGGAUUGUAUUUUUGUUAGAUUAGAUUUUGAUAGGAGCAAGGUGAGGAGAGUUGUUCUGUUUUUAAGGUAGGUUAUCAUUAAGGACGACUUCUAGAGCACAUAAGCCACAGGAACACAAUUUUUUUAAUGCUUUGCCCUUGAUCCGAUUUUGAGUCGGGAAGAAAGCACAGUCCUAGCUUAUGUGCUUAAAAGAAAAUCUAACUGUAUAGCUGCUGCUGCUGCUGCUGCUUAUGUUCUGAGGAAAAUGCUUAGAGUGCAGAGGGGGUCAGCAUGUUCCCUAAGCUGUCUGGCAGCUCGGAACUGGAGCUGUUGUAUGUCUUUGUAUAUCAGGAGUUUAAAGAGGUUGAUGUGCUUGUGCUCUUGGAUGCUUAGCUUCAAAAUCAUAGAAUGGCUUGGGUUGGAAGGGACCUCAAAGAACAUCUAGUUCCAACAACCCUGCCAUAGGCAGGGUUGCCAACCACUAAACCAACGUGCUAUAAGAAAAUACCGUCACAUGCAUGGGGUUUCUUUCCUCUUGCCUUCCCUGACUUUUGCUGAGAAAUCUAUAGAGUAAAUCAUACCUGAAAUCUGAGGUGUUUCUGUAUAUGUAAUGUUGACCCUAUGGGUAUUCAGAUGCAAGACGUCUUUUGAGUGACUGGUAAAUAAGCUUUUCGUGGGAGGAGAAAAGUGUUUGCAAGAGUGAUGAGGCUAUCAAACACCUAUCAAACAAAAGCCAAUGUGAAAGUCUUAGCAGCUGGAAAUUUAGUAGUUUUUCUUUGUAUUGCAAACUAUUGUUCAUUGAAAAUACAAGCAAGAAUUGGCCAGAAACUGGUGAAGCAGUGAUCUUCAUUAAGUGCUCUCUGAAAACACACAGAAUUGCUACUGCUGUUCUGUUUUUUGUUGUUUGUUUAUUGCUGUGUUUUUUUAACUGCUGGUGGCAAAGGACAGAAAGAAUCCUAGUUUUCUUUAUGUGGGGAGGGUGAUUUUUGCUUUUCACAAAGCCAUAUGUUACCAAUAAAAAUAUUCUCCUAAACUUAA